GCCGCAGCACGGGGAAGCCAUCUUACUGUCUCCCGGGAAGAUGACCGGGAAGUCUGUUCGGGACGUGGAGCGGUACCAGGCCGUGCUUUCUGAGCUGCUGCUGAGGGAAGAGAACAAGUUCUGCGCGGACUGCCAUUCUAAAGGACCAAGAUGGGCCUCUUGGAAUAUUGGGGUAUUUGUGUGCAUCCGCUGUGCAGGUGUCCACAGGAACCUUGGAGUCCACAUCUCACGUGUGAAAUCUGUGAAUCUGGACCAGUGGACUCAGGAACAGAUACAGUGUAUGGAAGAGAUGGGAAAUGGGAAAGCAAAACGACUGUACGAAGCAUUCUUACCGGAUAGUUUUAUCCGACCACAAACAGACCAAGCAGUCGAAACAUUUAUCAGAGACAAAUAUGAAAAGAAGAAGUACAUGGAUCGCAGUGUAGACAUCAGUGCGUUUAGAAAAGAGAGAGAAACUAAGUGGAAGAAAUCUGAAUCUGCACCAGAAAUCAAAUCGGAGCCGGUCAUAUUUGAGAAGGUAAAGUUGCCUCCUAAAAAAGAUGACUCUCAUCUUGCUAAAAGCUCUCCACAAAGAACAGCAGAGCCUGUCAUGGACCUCCUAGGCCUUGAUGCACCAGUGGCCACUACUGUUCCCAAUGGAAAGUCAAAUACCAGCUUGGAAAAAGAACUAGAUCUUUUUGGCUCCACUUGCUUGACCAGCUCAAAGACCAACCAGACUGUCAGCUCCAUGCCAGUCACUGGCUCAGGAUCUGUCCCAGAGAACCUUAACUUGUUUCCAGAAUCUGGUGGGAAAGCAGAAGAAGGAACAAAGAAGCAACUCUCAAAGGACUCAAUCCUUUCUCUGUAUGGGCCUCAGAAUCCCCAGAUUCCAGCUCAAGGAGCUCUUUUCAUGGCACCAGCUCAGAUGCCAUACCCAAGUGCUUACACUGGCUUUCCAGCAGUUCCGUCUUCUAGUGGUGUUAUGGGUGGUAUGAUGGCGUCACCAUUAGGAAUCAUGACUCAACCAGCACACCCAGGUGUAGUUGCCCCUAUGGCUGUUCCAGCAGGAUAUGUCGGUGGAAUGCAAGCAGCAGUCAUGGGUGUCCCAAAUGGAAUGAUGGGGCAACAUGCAGGCUACGUAACUGGCAUGGGUGCUGUUGCUCAACCAAUGUAUGGCAUGCAACCCGGACAGCAAUUACAGUGGAAUGUCACUCAGGUGUCCCAACAGAUGGCAGGGAUGACCUUUUUUGGUGUAGGAGGCAUGGCGGGAUAUGGACAGCCUACAGCUAACCAGGGACCUAACCAGAGCCUCAGCACACCAAUGUGGAAAUGAAAAUAAAGAAACUCAUUUCCCAGUGAACUCUUGCUCCCCUCACUUUUCCAGCCAAGCUGGUCUUUUUCGGGUGGUAAAUGAGCAUCUUCUUUCACCUAAGUCUUUCUAAGGUUCAUCCUACUUAUAUUGCAGUCAGUCUUUCCCAUACUUUUACAGGGACACCCUGGUCCUUUAAAGCUACUGUUACCGGUAUAUUUUAGAAUUUCUGAGAAUUGUCUACAGUUAGACUUGUAGAUGAGCUUCAUAACGUGAAGAACCACAUCAAGGAUAUGGUUAUUCCGGCAACAAGAGAUGGGUCCAGUUAUGUGUGCUGCUACCAGCUAAAUACAAAUGGGCACAUGACUGGAGAGACCUGUGUUCCAAUCCACACCAGCAAGCCUCUUCAGGUCUGCAGCCACUAUGUAUCUCACCUCUGUGCAGCAACUGGAAUAGCAUGGUAGCCAUAGUUGUGAAAUGGGUGGGAAGGCUUAUUCUUUUCUCCAUAUCUAACUUUUAACUGUUUCAUAAGUGAGGGUUUCUUUGAAAGUGGAGUAAUGAAAGUAGGUAAAUGCAAAUUUAAGGCUUGUUCACACCUGCAUUGGUGGCUCCGUUACAAGUUUCAUCAAAAAGACAGGACAAAAAAAGUCCUGCAUGCAGAAUAUUUUUUUUGACCUCCAGAAAAACAGGAUCCCAAAAGGAAACUCUGCAGACUCCAUUAUACUCGGUGGAGUUUGUUCAGUGCUGCUCAUCUCAGUUAUGUGCCGAAUCCUGCAUUUACAUUUUUGGAAUAUAUAGUGGCGGCGUAGGCUCGCCCUAAUCUAAAUUUAACCUAGUUAAGGGGCUUGUCCCAUCUGGACAUUUUUGGUAUAUGCACAGGGUAUGCCAUAUGGGACAACUUCUUUUUAAAAGGCAUCUGUCAGCAGAUUUGUAUGGAUGAAACUGGCUGUUACAUGUGCAUUUGACAGCAGAAGACAUCUGUUCAUACGUGCCCACAUUGCUAAGAGAUUCAAUUUUAAUAUAUACAAGUGAGCAUCUAGGAGCAACAAGAGCAUUGCCAUUACACCUCGAGGCUCUGCUCUCUCGGCAACUGCCGUGCCCUCUGCACUUUGACAAGACCAGGCAGUGAAAGUAUCAGGCCUGACCUUGUCUAUCAAAGUGCAAAGCGCGCAGCAGUUGCCGAGAGGCCCUAGGUGUAACAGUAAUGCCCCCGUUGAUCCUAGAGGCUCACUUGCAUAUAUUAAAAAAUCAUAUAUCUCAGUAAUGUGGACACAUAUGGACAUGGGACCAGCACAGAUGCCUUCAGCUGCCAAGUGCACAUGUAACAGGUCAGCCAACUUCAUAAGUAUAAAUCUGCUGACGCCAAUGUUACCGUCGCCAAUUAUAUAGAUAACAUUGCUUGGAAAAUAGAUUUAAAGGGGUUAUCCAAUCCCCCAAAAAUGCCCCCUGCCCCAUAUGCUGGGCCCCCACGCUGAAUAUAUUUACCCGGGUCCCUGCGCCACUCCUGGUCCCCGCACCACCACUGCGGUUUCUCCUCGUGCAUGGAUGAAAACACCCGGUUUCGGAGGGGAGCAGCCAAUGUAAGACUGGGAUGAGCCUCCCUAGUGUCACCUGCAAUGCUAGGGAGGCUCGCCAUUGGCUGCUCCCCCAAUCUCCCCUCCCCCCAAGCUGGAUGUUUUAAUCCGUGCACGGGGAGAAGUGGGGACUCUGGUGGAGGGCUUUUUUUUAGAAUUGUAUAACCGCUUUAAAAGUUGUAUAUUUUAUAUUAUGUGUCAUUUAUUUCCUGUAAUGUUACAAUAUAUAUCCAGUGUGGAAUACCUGUUAUACCCCCCUUAGCACAUGGCAUUGAUAUAGUUUGCUGAAUAGUCUUAUAAGGACAUACAGAAACUUGCUCCACUUUUAUAACUACCCCCAUUGUGCUACAUUCCCUAAAAUUAUUUUAACCAUUCUGCUGGUGUGCAGUGUACAAGGAUGAUUUCUUUGAUGGCAGGGACUGGAGUGUCAAAAUCUCAUAUUGGCGUACACUUGACUAGUACUUGUAGACCUUCACAGUGCAUCCAUUAGUGCAUGGGCCAUGUUUUAUCAGAUUAUAAGAACAUGUGGGAGAAAUUGUUAUGUAGGUUUGUAUCCUCUACGGGUCAGGCCUAAUUGUUAGGGUACUUUCACAUUAGCGGCAGGGGAGUCCGGCAGGCUGUUCCGUCGGGUGAACAGCCUCUCUGAUCCAUCCUGCCGCUAGUUCACAUGUGCCCCCGAACUGCAGCUCUGUCUCCAUUGACUAUAAUGGGGGCGGAGUUCCGGAGGCAGCUUGGUAGCGCACGGCAAGAUGCAGCCAGACUAAAACUACGACAUGCAGUACUUUUAGUCCGGCUGCCUCUCGCCGUGCACUGCCGUUCUGCCACCGAAACUUCGCUCCCAUUAUAGUCAAUGGGGACGGAGCGGUAGUCCGGGGGUGCACGUGAACUAGCGGCAGGAUGGAUCCGACAGGCUGUUCAUCCGCCAGAACAGCUUGAUGGACUCCCCUGGCGCUAGUGUGAAACUAGCCUUUAGACUUUUAUUGCCAUUGUGUUUCUCUGUUUGUAGUGUUUUAAUGGAAUCUGGUGCUGUUCAUAUCCAUUCCUUCGGGAAGCUUUCAUGUUUGUCCCCUAAUGGCAAACCUUGUCACAUUUUACACAUCAUACUUGCACAUUACUUGCCAUAUGUUUUAUGGAUGUGUUGACAUGAUUAUAUUUACGAAGAGAAAUGUCUGCCUUAAGAAUAUGUAUUCGCAAAUGACGUGAUGGUUUGCCUGCUUAGGAAAAUGAUACAUUAGCUUGCGACACAUAAUCUGUUUGCACACAGCCAUUCUCUAUGUUCAGAACAUUUUAUAGCCAUAUGCACUGACAUCUUGUUUUAUUUAGUUUUUAUAUUCUUUUAUAUAUUCUAGAGUGAUGUCAUACACUUAUGUUUUAAGGCUAUGUGGGCUGCCGUGCACUAGCAUAUUUUCCUCCUUUCUGAUGGCUUAAAGGGGUUUUCGAGGUUAAAAAAAGAAAAAGAAAACAUGGCUAUUUCCAGAAACUGCACCACCCCUGCCCACAGGCUGUAUGGGGUAUUGCAUGUCAGCUCUAUUUACUUCAGUAGAUCUGAGGGGCAGUAUCCGACACAGCCUGUGGACAGGGGUGGCACUGUUUUUGCAUAAAAGCAGUCAUACAUUUGUAAUCCUGGUUAACCCCUGAAUCUGCACAUUCCAGCACACUGUCAUUGAACUGAAAGGGUGUGUGCAUGGGCUGGCUUUUUUAUUCUUUUAUUCUGCUUUAGAGAUUAUCCUUGUAGACCUGUAAAGCUUUAGGCUGGUUUCAGAUGGCCUUGUGCAGUCUGAGAAUAAUAGUCCAUGCAACAGCCUUGCAGACCUAACCUCGCUGCAUUCUAGUGAUCUAUGGCGCUAUGAGUUCCAGCCUGACCCUGGGUCUACUGUGCCACUCUCACAGCAUCAUUUGAGUACAGGACAGUGGAGCUGUAAUCGGGCUGGAACCCAGGGCAUUACAGAUCACUAUCCCUCGUCUGUUCUGGAAAUGCCGCCAUCACAUGGACUGUUUUUCCCAGACUACAAAAGGCAGUGUAAAACUGGCUUUAGUUGAUUUGACGUGUGUGCUCAUAUUGCAUAUGUUCCCUUCUUCAUACACACAUCUAAACCUCUCCUAUAUUUAAAGAGGUUUUCCAACAAUACAUACUUAACUCCUAUCCACAGUGUCUAUGGGACUUCUGAAAAUAGGUGUAAUCGGCUAUCUCUGGCAGUCUCAUAGAGAGUGGCAGCUCGCAUGCUCGACUUGCCAAUCCAUUCGGGUGAGCAGGACCCAUGUUCAAUGGGUGUCACAGUUUUUGGACCUUCACUGAUGAGAUAUUUAUCCCCUAGCUUGUGCAUACGGGAUACGUUUGUAUUACCGGAAAACGUCCUUAGGCUAAAUGCAAUGAGAAUUUGAUAUUCUCAAUGCACACGAUGCGGAUGCAGCAUGUCAAUUUAUUUUAUUUUUCCUGACCGGAUUUUCUUCAUUCACUUAGUAAAAUCUGCAUGCGGAAAAUCCGCACCAAUUGAUGCGGAUUGACCGCACAGAUUUCCCUGUGAACACCUGCAGAUUUCAGUGCAGAUUCUCCGCACAUGAAUCCUUAACGUGUGCGUGUACCCUAAAUGUUUCUUGAAGAAUUUAGUACUUUGUGCUCAGAUAUGUUGGGAAAUGCUAUUACUGUGACCCAAACAUUUGAGACACUGCUUUGAACCCUUUAAGGAGAAGAAAUAUUGUUAGGCUACCUUCACACAUGCAGUUUUUGAUGCUGCUUUUCUUUUUUUUUUUACCCAAAUUGGUAUAAAAAAAGAAAAGAAAAAAAGUGUAUAUGAAGGACUUGUACUUUUCUCUUUUGAAAACCUGUGUGAAUCCAUUCUCAAAUGGAGCCUGUCAACCCCUUUCUUAGUGACACACAUGCUUUUUAAUCUUGUACAAUUUACAGUUUAUCCGAUGCUGUGCUACCUGAUUGACAGAUCUCUCCCUAUGCACAGUAUUUGGGACAAAUCUGUAAAUCAGCGGCAGGGGCCAACAGCUCAUGAAUAUGCCGGAUUUCUGGCUCAUGGACUGGCUACACGCAGCAACAAAUAAAGGAGAAAGUUCUAUAAAACGAAAACACGUCCACCUGUACACGACUAACAAGUGGACAGGUUCCCAUCUAAGAAUACUGAAGGACUCCCUAAUUAUUGAAGGGGCUUUCCUGAGGACAGGUCAUCAAUAACUGAUCGGUAGGGGUCCGACUCCAGGCACAAUCGGCUGCUUAAAGAGGCUGUAGUGUUCCUUUGAACACCAAGGGUUCUUCAAACAGCUGAUCUGCAGGGAUGCUGGGUGUUGAACCCCCACCGAUCAGAUAUUGAUAACCGUUCUUGAGGAUAGGUCAUUAAUAUAGGAAUCCCGGAGAACCCUUUUAAAUCAAUGGGAUACUUCAGUUUCUGCCUGUUUCCAGAAAAACCCUCUUAAAUCAAUGGGAUUUUUGCCAAUAUCCAUAGAUGGGCAGCACAAAGACACUCCUAUACAAUACCUCUGUGCGAUUUCGAAGAGCAGAAGUGUAUGACAGCUUGGUAAAGUUGCACCCUUGAGUACCUGCGUAGGUUGUUAGAAAUACAAGGUUUUUAUAUUUUUUAGUGAACCCCUAUGUGCAGAACUGGUCGUCUUGAACAAAACUAGCAGUGAAUGUAACUGGGGCUAGACACACCUAGGGUCGAUUUGUAUGAGCCAUUACGUGGCCCAAAGGUCCCUGGCACACCUUGUCCUGUAACUUGUUCCAAAACCACAUGGUGCAUAUGUGACUUUUUUUUUUUUCUUUUCUUUUUUGAAGCGGACUACAAGACUUGCAGGCGUUAUGUCCUUGUAGGAUAGACUGAUAGUUGGCUGUUUGCAUGUUGGUUUCCCAGGAAAAGCAGGGUUUUUAGCAUGUCAGGCCUCUAGAUGAUUACCGUUUUUGUAGUGUAUUUUUCGCUAAUCAGCUGAACCAAAUUCUUCAAACAAAAGGUCUCCAUUUACCAUAUGUGCUGGGAAAAAAAUUCCAUAUUACGAAUGUGAAAUAUUUGCACUUUCUGUAGCUUUAACAUAUGUUUAUAUUGUUUUUUUUCUGUAGCUUUAACAUGUUUAUAUUUUGCUAACUUUGUGUUUUUUUUUUUUUUUGUUUUGUUUGUGUGUGUAACUUGUCAGAGUUGUUUUCUUCUGGCAAUGAGUUAAAGGAAAUUUUAAUUUAACCUAUCUUACAAUGAGCAUUUAAGUUAUAAACAUAUCUAAUGCAGAUAGUCUUGAAGGUAUAGAACAUUAUUUUCUAUCAGUCUGAAUUUAUACUUUACAAAUGUUUCUAUUAUAAUUUUUUUUUUUGUAACUGAUUGUAAAGGAAAUUUGUUUCUUGUGUAUUUGAUUCUUGUUCAUUUGAAGGAGGAUAUCAUAUACAGAGGCAGCUACACAUCUGUGUAUAUGUACAUUCCAAAUAAAAAAAAUGGUCAUUAAACAUUGAAAUGGC
Messenger RNA from Bufo gargarizans (Asiatic toad), 7306 nucleotides. It is a transcript of the gene SMAP2, whose product is annotated as small ArfGAP2. Bases 41 to 1312 code for a protein of 423 amino acids. The record is from RefSeq and is a predicted model, not a curated record. The transcript is spliced from 10 exons. Gene Ontology annotation, molecular function: GTPase activator activity. Lineage: Eukaryota; Metazoa; Chordata; Amphibia; Anura; Bufonidae.